AUGAUCUGGCCGCGCAUCCCGAGGGCCCCGCCGCACCUUGCGGGUGCGGGAGUAGCUCGCAGCUUGAGCCCGCAGGCCGCCGCAUCGCCGCACCAUCACCACCUCGCGAUACCACGACCACAGCAACGACAAGUGACUGCCACUGCCAGCAGCGCCCAGCAUCGCACAAUGUCGACACAGCCCGAGCAAAAGUCGCCCAAGUACGGCCACCUGCCGCUCAGCACCAGCGGCCCGCUCGAGUGCGCCCUCAAGGGCACCGUGCUGCUGAACCACCCCUACUUCAACAAGGGCUCGGCCUUCACCAAGCAGGAGCGCCGCGACUUUGGCCUCAUCGGCCUGCUGCCCGCCUGCAUCCAGACCCUCGACCAGCAGAUCCAGCGCGCCUACGAGCAGUACCGCAGCCGCGCCGACGACCUCGCCAAGAAUGUCUUUCUGACCUCGCUCAAGGAGCAGAACGACGUCUUGUACUUUCGGGCUGAUGUGGUGCGAUGUGAUGCGCCGUCAAAGCUGCUGCAAAAGCACCUGCCCGAGAUGUUCAGCGUCGUCUACACGCCGACAGAGGGCGACGCCAUCCAGAACUACUCGCGCCUGUUCCGCCGGCCGCAGGGGUGCUUCCUCAAUAUCCACGACAUCGACCGCGUCGAGGAAGACCUGUCCCAGUGGGGCAGGCCAGAAGAUAUUGACUACAUUGUCGUCACAGACGGAGAAGAGAUCCUCGGCAUCGGCGACCAGGGCGCGGGCGGCAUCCUCAUCUCGGUCGCCAAGCUGGCCCUGACCACCCUCUGCGCCGGCAUCCACCCCAACCGCACCCUGCCCGUUGUGCUCGACUGCGGCACCGACAACCAGGACCUGCUCGACGACCCGCUCUACCUGGGCCUGCGCGAGAGGCGCGUCCGCGGCGAGCAGUACGACCGCCUCGUCGACACCUUUGUCAAGGCCGCCCGGAAGCUGUACCCGCGCGCGUACAUCCACUUUGAGGACUUUGGGCUGGACAACGCGCGUCGGAUUCUCGACAUCUACAAGUCCAAGAUCCCCUGUUUCAACGACGACGUCCAGGGCACCGGCUGCGUCACGCUCGCGGCCAUCAUGGCUGGCCUGCACGUGAGCAAGCAAAAGCUGUGCGACUUGAAGAUGGUCAUCUUUGGCGCGGGCAGUGCCGGCGUCGGCAUCGCUGACCAGGUCCGCGACGCCAUCGCCGAGGAGGGCGGCAUCAGCAAGGAGGAUGCCUCUAAGCAGAUCUGGCUGAUCGACAAACCGGGCCUCCUGACCACCGGCAUCGACAACCUCUCCGCCGCGCAAAGGGGGUUCGCCAAGCCCAAGGCAGACUGGUCCGGCAAGGGCACCGACCUCCUCGGCGUCAUCAGGGAGGUCAGGCCCAACGCCCUGAUCGGCACGUCCACCAAGCCCGGCGCCUUCACCGAGGAGGUCGUCCGGGAGAUGGCCCGGCACCACGCCCGGCCCAUCGUCAUGCCCCUGUCGAACCCCACGCGCCUGCACGAGGCCAGGCCCGCCGACAUCCUCAGGUGGACCGACGGCAGGGCCCUCGUCGCCGCGGGAUCGCCCGCCGACCCCGUCAAGGGAGCUUGGGGCAAGGAUGGAAAGGAAGUGACGAUCGAGGUCGCCGAGUGCAACAACUCGGUCGUCUUCCCGGGCAUCGGGCUCGGCGCCGUGCUGAGCCGGUCCAGGCUCGUCACGGAGAAGAUGCUCGUCGCAGCCGUCGAGGGCGUGGCCGAGGCGAGCCCCGCUCUUAAGGAUCCGACUGCACCCUUGCUGCCGGGCGUGGAUGUCGUCCGGGACGUGAGCGUGCGGGUGGCGCGCAAGGUCAUACGGGCUGCUGUCGAGGACGGCCUGGCUACGGAGGAGGGCAUACCCCGGGACGACAAGGAGCUGGAGGAGUGGAUCAGGGAGCAGAUGUGGGAUCCCGUGUACAGGCCGCUCAAGCUCGUGGACAAGGCCGGGGCUAGCAGGCUGGCACGGGGUGAGAUGAGGGUGGUUGGGAGCCUGGGUUAG
Thyridium curvatum is the source of this 2010-nucleotide messenger RNA. RefSeq lists its product as uncharacterized. Lineage: Eukaryota; Fungi; Ascomycota; Sordariomycetes; Thyridiales; Thyridiaceae. Gene Ontology annotation, molecular function: malate dehydrogenase (decarboxylating) (NAD+) activity; NAD binding. The transcript is spliced from 5 exons. Gene Ontology annotation, cellular component: mitochondrion. The coding region runs from base 1 to 2010 and encodes 669 amino acids. Gene Ontology annotation, biological process: malate metabolic process; pyruvate metabolic process. The record is from RefSeq and is a predicted model, not a curated record.